UAGAGUGGUGGAGGCGAAGUUUGAAAAUUACUCCUUGAGCCGUUUAAAUCAAAUAUUGAUCGACUUGAUUUUUGGUUUUGUUUUGUUUUUGUUUUUUUUUUUUAAGAGGGAUCGACUUCGAUUUUAAACGUGAUAACUUGAGCUGUUUAUCGAUCAAAUUUUCGUGGCGUCGCCGUCAAUUAAACGCAGAUUUCAACGCCCAAUUCUCGCAUUGAAGGAAGCUUCAAAUUCAUGAAAGCUAGUUCUUUUCUUUCUCGGCAAUUUUUCGAAUUACAAGCCUCGUUUUCAUCACUCCAAAAAUCCUUUCUGUUACCAGCUAAUCUAAGUCUUGUUGAAGAACUUAUUGGUAAAGCGUUAGAUCAAUUUCCUACUGUCAAAACCUUAAAGAAUGUCCACUCAAUCAUAUUUCGUUACGAUCUUCAUCAAGACCCUUCUCUGGGAAUCAAACUAAUGAGGGCCUACGCUGCAAGCGGGGAAGUUCACCUGGCACGCAAGGUGUUUGACGAAAUUCCUGUAAAAAAUGUUGUUUUCUAUAAUGUCAUGGUAAGGAGCUAUGUGAACAAUCAUUUGUACGACGAUGCACUGGAAGUUUUUAAGACCAUGAUUAAUGGUGGCUUAAGUCCGGAUAAUUAUACAUACCCUUGCGUCCUAAAGGCCUGCUAUUGCUCUGAGAAUCUAAGAAUUGGGUUGCAACUUCAUGGGGCUGUGUUCAAGGUUCGACUUGAUUCCAAUUUGUUUAUUGGAAAUGGUCUAAUUGCCAUGUAUGGGAAAUGUUGUCGUUUAUUGGAGGCACGGCAAGUUCUGGAUGAGUUGCCAGGCAGAGAUGUCGUUUCCUGGAAUGCAAUGGUUGUCGGGUAUGCACAAAAUGGACAAUUUGAUGAUGCAUUGGAGAUUUGCCGGGAAAUGAAGGUGUCAGGACAACAGCCUGAUGCUGGUACAAUGGCCAGCCUCAUGCCAGCUAUAGGUAACACAUCAUCUGAAAAUGUUUCAUAUGUUAAGGAUAUGUUCAUGAAUUUAGAGAUGAAGACUUUGGUCUCAUGGAAUGUGAUGAUAGCUGUGUUUGUAAAAAAUUCAAUGCCUAACGAAGCUGUUAAGUUAUAUUCACAAAUGGAAAAAAGUUGGGUGGAGCCUGAUGCAAUCACUUUGGCUUGUGUUACUUUAGCCUGUGGGGACCUAUCAGCUCUGUCGCUUGGAAGGAAAAUUCAUGAAUAUGUUGAAAAGAAGAAACUAUGCCCCAAUUUGAUAUUAGAGAAUGCAUUGAUAGACAUGUAUGCUAGGUGCGGAUGUCUGGAAGAUGCAAGGAAAGUGUUUGACAGAAUGAAGUUCCAUGACAUUGCAUCAUGGACAUCAUUGAUAUCUGCUUAUGCUAUGACUGGGCAGGGUCGCAAUGCUAUCAUGCUCUUCAAAGAAAUGCAAGAUUCUGGUUUAAGUCCUGAUUCCAUUUCUUUUGUUGCUAUUCUCUCUGCUUGCAGCCAUUCAGGUUUCCUGGAUGAAGGCAAGAUUUACUUUAAACAAAUGACAGUUGAUUAUAAAAUAACCCCAAGGAUUGAACAUUUUGCUUGUAUGGUGGAUCUUUUAGGACGUGCUGGGAAAGUUGAUGAAGCCUAUAAUUUCAUCACACAAAUGCCUUUGGAGCCUAAUGAAAGAGUUUGGGGAGCUCUGCUUAGUGCUUGUCGUGUGUACUCCAACAUGGAUAUCGGGCUAUUAGCUGCUGAUAAACUUUUUCAGUUGGCUCCUGAGCAGUCAGGUUACUAUGUGUUGUUAUCUAAUAUAUAUGCAAAGGCCGGUAGAUGGAAAGAGGUAACUGCUAUUCGAUCAUUAAUGAAGAGAAGACGACUCAGGAAAAUGCCUGGAAUCAGCAAUUUUGAGCUGAAUAAUCAGAUUUACACCUUUCUUGCUGGUGAUAGAUCUCAUCCACAGUCAAAGGAAAUAUAUGAAGAGCUAGAUGUAUUGGUGGGGAAGAUGAAAGAAUUAGGUUAUGUCCCUGAGACUGAUUCUGCUCUUCACGAUGUUGAGGAAGAGGAUAAGCAAUACCAUCUAGCUGUACACAGUGAAAAGUUAGCAAUUGUGUUCGCCAUUUUGAAUACCCAACCUGGUUUUGCAAUCAGAAUUACCAAGAACCUUCGUGUCUGUGGAGAUUGCCACAUUGCUGCAAAGCUCAUCUCCAAGAUAGUUGAGCGUGAAAUUAUCGUCAGGGACACUCAUCGAUUCCACCAUUUCAAAGAUGGGUCAUGCUCUUGUGGAGAUUAUUGGUGACAUAUAAGCCAACCUGAUCAGCAUCUAACUGAGACUGAACAUCAUAUUUGAGGGACUAUUUAAGGUCAUAUUUUGGAUCGAAUAUUAUCUGAAGCAAAUGAUUGUGAACUGCGAUGAUGACCAAACUUUAAAGUGAUGGUUAGGUGCAAAAUAUUAUAGAUUUUAAUAAUAUAUUAGAAUCUCUAUGUUA
Molecule: messenger RNA, 2446 nt
Organism: Prosopis cineraria
Lineage: Eukaryota; Viridiplantae; Streptophyta; Magnoliopsida; Fabales; Fabaceae
Product: putative pentatricopeptide repeat-containing protein At3g49142
Exons: 1
Coding region: 232-2256 (674 amino acids)
Biological process (GO): RNA modification
Molecular function (GO): zinc ion binding; RNA binding; protein binding
Source: RefSeq, a predicted model, not a curated record